CUUUCUCCUUUAUACGGCAGCAUUGGUGUAAACUGCUGAUAGAGAAGGUCGAUGUAAUUUAGACGUACAGAUUUUGUUAACGUUUCAACAAAAUGGCAGAGAUUAAGUCACGUCGCGUUGCACAAACCGAGGAUUUAUCCAACGUCGAAUUUGAAACCAGUGAAGAUGUCGAAGUUAUUCCUACCUUUGAUAGCAUGGGUCUCCGCGAUGAAUUGUUGCGCGGGAUCUACGCGUAUGGCUUUGAAAAACCUUCCGCUAUUCAGCAACGGUCCAUUAAACCCAUUAUGAAAGGCAGAGAUGUAAUAGCUCAAGCCCAAUCGGGUACGGGAAAAACUGCCACCUUUUCUAUUGCAAUAUUGCAAUCAUUGGAUACACAAGUGAGAGAAACUCAAGUUCUCGUAUUAUCUCCAACUCGAGAACUCGCAACACAGAUUCAGAAGGUUAUUCUUGCCUUGGGAGACUUUAUGAAUGUACAAUGUCAUGCUUGUAUUGGUGGUACAAAUCUUGGAGAAGAUAUCAGAAAGCUUGACUAUGGACAACAUGUUGUAUCAGGUACACCAGGUCGUGUAUUUGAUAUGAUUAAAAGGCGUGUACUUAGAACACGAGCUAUAAAAAUGUUGGUGUUGGAUGAAUCAGACGAAAUGUUGAAUAAAGGAUUCAAAGAACAAAUUUAUGAUGUAUAUCGAUAUUUACCACCAGCAACACAAGUUGUCCUAGUAUCAGCUACGUUACCACAUGAGAUUUUAGAAAUGACAAGUAAAUUCAUGACAGAUCCUAUCCGUAUCCUUGUGAAACGUGAUGAAUUGACGUUAGAAGGGAUAAAACAAUUCUUUGUUGCUGUAGAACGAGAAGAAUGGAAAUUCGACACACUAUGUGACUUAUACGAUACAUUAACGAUAACACAAGCAGUGAUAUUUUGUAACACGAAACGUAAAGUGGACUGGUUGACGGAAAAGAUGCGAGAGGCGAACUUUACUGUGUGUUCCAUGCACGGAGAUAUGCCACAGAAGGAGCGAGACAACAUAAUGAAAGAAUUUCGGUCCGGUGCAAGUCGCGUAUUAAUUACAACUGAUGUAUGGGCGAGAGGAAUCGACGUUCAACAAGUUUCCCUCGUAAUUAAUUAUGAUCUGCCGAACAAUCGUGAAUUGUAUAUUCACAGAAUAGGCCGAUCAGGACGUUUCGGUCGCAAAGGUGUAUCCAUCAACUUUGUGAAGACCGAUGAUAUAAGGAUUCUGCGAGAUAUCGAACAGUAUUACUCGACGCAGAUCGACGAAAUGCCGAUGAAUGUAGCGGAUUUAAUAUAAAUACAAAUUAUCUAUGACUACACGCCAAAUAUAUUAAAUAUAAUAGUUUCUCUGAUA
Molecule: messenger RNA, 1361 nt
Organism: Dinoponera quadriceps
Lineage: Eukaryota; Metazoa; Arthropoda; Insecta; Hymenoptera; Formicidae
Product: eukaryotic initiation factor 4A-III
Exons: 5
Coding region: 93-1304 (403 amino acids)
Cellular component (GO): catalytic step 2 spliceosome; nucleolus
Molecular function (GO): RNA helicase activity; mRNA binding; ATP binding
Source: RefSeq, a predicted model, not a curated record